This is a messenger RNA of Vitrella brassicaformis, 3558 nucleotides long. The record is from the annotation of a GenBank genome assembly. NCBI's taxonomy places the organism in Eukaryota, Vitrellaceae.
GGAUGCACUUCGGCGUUGCGCUUCUGCCGGUAAUGGCCACCACGACCAUCACGGCAGCAAGAUGCACUCUGUCACAUUGACAGUCACACAGGCAGGCAGACAGGCAGGCCGCAGUUGUCCUCCAUCGAUCUGUCCGAGCCACAAACACCUCCGAUGGAUCUGUCGACCCACCACAGGAGUACCGCUGCUCUGAUUGACCAGCGAGGGCGACAUCUGAGAUGGCAAAAAGACCCGCACCCUCACACACACACACACACACACAUACACACACACGGAGGCCUUCACACAGGCACCACAGGCAACGACAGACAGACAGACAGACAGACGGAGAGGCUUUUUUCUCAGUAGGAGCAAGAAGUCAGCCGGACGGUCACUAUAAAACCGACCACAACACCACGAGGAGAGGACGGCUGGGAGGCAUGCCGAUCGAGAGGAAAAACGACAUAUCGUUCAUCGCGCUCACGCACACACAUCGAUGAUUGAUUGAUGAGAGGAAAAACUACAAACUGAGGCAUCGCAGCGACCGAAAACUGCAGCAUGCACAGCACGCGACACGCGACACAUGUACGGAGGACGUUACGGAGGUCGACACUUGGUAGAAAACCCAAUCUCUCUCAUCUGUCGGCAAUCUGCUGCCGCAGGUGUGGGUUUGGUUUGUGUCGGAUCAUGAUCGCUUGAUGGGCUUGACCAUGAGGCCUCUGGGCUUGUAGCUGCACACACAGACACGACAGGCACGAGGAAGGACACACACAACACAACACAACACGCAGGAAUGCAGGGAUGUGCCCAUUGUGUGAGUGAGUCGCUCACGUGAUUGAGUAGAAAAACUCCGGCUCGGUCGUGAUCUCGAACUCGUAGCGCUUGAACAGCGCCGCGAUUGUCAUGCGGACCUGCAAAGCCACAGAGAGGGAGACCACACACCACAUCGCUUCCAUUUCGUUCUGUGUGUACAGCGAUUGCCCCCCCUGCUGUGCUGGUUACCUCGAUCAGCGCCAGGUGUUGCGCAAUGCUGCAUCGCACAAACAAGCCGACGAGAGAUGGAAGGGGUGGUGUGUGAGGUCGUCGCCCGAUCUCACCAAGAUCUUGGGGCGAUGCUGAAGGGCUGGAAGAGUUUGUUGUAGACCUUCAGCUGCUCCUCGGAGGCCUCAAGCCAUCGCUCGGGACGAAACACCUUGCCAUCGCCCCAACUAAGGCCAACACACACACACUCCAGGAAGGGGUUGCAGUGGACAAAGCACUUGUUUCCUUGAUGCGUUUGUCUGCUCGGUCGCUGGCAUGGCAUACAUUCGGUCGUCUCUCAGGCGAGCGAACAAGGGCACGAACAUCUGGUAGCCGCCCGGGAUCCAGUAGUCCACGCCGCGAGAGGUGACUUUGAAGCCGCUCUCUGUCUGGCGUCGGGUGCCGUUGCUCACGACGGGAGAGCUGCACACACACACAAGCACAAGGAUGGAUCUCGAUGUGUCUUGUGGUUGGUUGGUCACUGACAUGCGCAUGAUUUCUUUGACACAGGCGUUGAAGUAGGGCAGCUGGGCCAGCUCGUCGUAGGACGGAAGCUCCUCCGCAAACUUGGCCGCAUCCAGCUCCUGCACUCGACACACAACGAAGAAGCGCAUCGAGGCCUGCAUCUCAUCUUGCUUGCGGGGGUCGCUCUGUCUGCCUGCCACGUGUGUGUGUGUGUGCUGACCUACCUGUUGGAGCUUCUUGAGCACAGGGGGAUUGCUGGACAAGUGAUAGACAGCCCAUGAGAUGGUGUAGCCAGUCGUGUCAUGCCUAGACACAUGGAUCGAUGGAUGGAUGGGUAGACACAACACAACACACACACGACGGCACCAUGCUGGAUGCAUUCAUUCGAGUGCGUUGCAUGUGUGUGUGUGUGUGUGUGUGUGUGUGUGCGGUGCCCACCCACCCACCCGGCCCAGAGGAGGGUGUAGAUAUCGCAGAGCUUCUCGAACUCACAUUGGUAGCCAGGAUUGUUGUGGAUGUACGAGAUGAUCGACGCGGCCUGGCAGGCCACACACCACACCGCCAAAGACACUCCGCUGCGUGCGACUCACUGGCAGCGCUAAGCAGCGCUCAACCUCACUCACUACUCACGUACGUCUUGUUUCUCCGGCGGGGUGUCGAGAUACUGGCGGUAUAUCUUGCGGCACACGUCACGGAAGAGCCGAAUGGACUGGUAGUACUCACGGACCUGGUCCUUCCAGACCAUGUAAGGUCUACACACACACACACACACUGACGGAUAGGAUGCCAACACACACACACAGUGGGUGGGCGGGGUGCGGUUGGCGCACCGAAAUGGGUUGAGUAGUAACGGGUCUCACGGAAUAUCACAUCAAGGCCACGCAGGAGGGCCUUGGCCUCGCCGUUGCGCUCGUCGUCAAACGCGUGGAACUUGUAACUGACACACACAGAGACCAUCGACAGACACAUGAGCCGAGCCAAUCUGUGUGUGUUGGCUGAUCGAUCCUGCGCGCGUGUGUGUGUGGUGUGUGGGUAUGUAUGUACUUGUAUGCGACCUCCCCGAUCAUGUCGAUGGUGUAGCGCAGCCCCCACUCGGGCAUGUUGACGAUCGUCCCUUUGUCGGCCGCGUCUUCGAGGGCUUUGACGAAGCUCCCCAGCACACGGUGGUAGAUGUGCGUCUUGGCCACCAGUGUCUUGUUCCUGAACGAGCCAACCAACCAAACAGGCAGGCAGGCACAUGCGAUGAAUGCAGCCAGCCAGCCCAUGAUGCAUGCGUUCCCAUCUGUCUGUCUGUGUGUCAGACAGUCAGUGUGGACACAUGCAUGCCAUGCGUACGAGAAGGCAGGGGCGAGGGCCUUCCGGAUGGCGUGCCAGCCUUCUCCGCUCGUCUUGCGCGAGAGGAGGCUCCGCGUCCGCGUCAUCUGGCCUUCCCCGAACAGGUCGAGCAGCCGGUGCACGUGGGACUUCUCGAGGCCAUCGGGUCCUAACAGUGUGUCCCAGCAGGACGUGUCGGUGCAGAAGUACAUGCGCUUGUUGAGGGGCAGCUGCACGUAGAAGACAUCGCUGUCGAGCUCGUCACGCCACUUCUCCUGCCUGACACUCACACACACACACGCCAUGCAUACGGUCAGUUGGCUGUGUGCACAAGUGUGAUGCUGUUGGGAUGCAUCCAUGCUGUCUUAGUACUUACAGGUGCGGGUCUUUCCCCGAGCGCAGCGCGUCAAAUGCCUCCAUGGGCGUGAGCUUCACUCGGGGCACCUCGCACAGCUUGGCCUUCUCCUCUGGGGUGACAUGGCGCAGGACGUCCGGUCGGCCACCUGGCUUGCCAUCGACGCUCGAUGAUGACGCAUUGGCGGCCUUGUUGCGCAGGCGGAGUACCUCCUCGAGGCCGAUAAGGCAGACAACGCCGGCGGUGGCGCCAGCCAGGAGGAGCAGGGACGAUGGCUGCUCGAGAUCUGCUGUCACCGGCAUGAUGGUGGGUGGGUUCCAGAUCCGCUGGCUGAUCUGAGAGAGAGGGGAAAGCAUCAGAUCUUUACAUCUCAGCUCGCGAUCUUUCUGCAGUGGGGCCAAGUGUGACGUGAGCGCAUUCUCCAU